UGUAACUGGCGAACUGCUUUGAGUACUGUGCACCUUAUUUUGAAAAUUGCAAAAGAAAAAAAAAAUCAAUAAAGAGUUUAUUUGUCACACUAACGUUUUGCCCUCCAAAGCAGUGACAGAAAACGUUAUUGCGAUGUCAACACGUUAAUACACAUGACAAUAUUUCCCGUGGGUGUUUGCGUGGAGUAACUUUGAAACGUUGGCUAUGCAGUGAGAGGAAACCGGCCGCUUGCCAGGGGCUUACUGCACUUCUCUCAGGUACGUACGCAGAAUACCGCGUUAAAGACGGCAUCAAGAGAGCUCCUGCAGACCCCCUCAGGAUGACCUGGAGGCACUACCUGUCCUGCAGGUAACAGUGUCAGGUAACAUUGGACGUCUGUGUGUCCGUCCUCCUGCCCUCAGAGUGGAGAUGAUCCACAGCGCCGCCCUGCUGGCGACAUGCAUCUGGAUGCAGACUCUCACAGCCCACGCCCUGAGCUCCUGUCCCUCAAUGCCCCCCAGAGCUGUGGAUUUCUCUGUCCCUUAUGAGCUUCCCUACUUUGAGACACGUGGCCCUAUCCAGAACAUCGUGGCCAAUCUGGAAUACCACGAGGUGUACGUGGCGUCACAGAAUUUUAUCGAGGCAGUGAACAGCAGCCUGGGUAAAAAAUGGGAGGUGCGCACGGGCCCCGUGGGCAACCCUGAUUGCGAGGUCUGCGACUCGUGUGAUAUCGAACGGGAUCCUAGCAUGUUGGAGGACACAGACAAUGAAGUCCUACUCUUGGACACAUUUUACAUGUAUCUAUACAUGUGCGGCAGCUCUCAGUAUGGAGUCUGUGCUUUCUACCAGCUUUACGAGGAUGAGCCACCCUCCUCCCCGAAGUGCUUGUUUAGGAAGGCUUUCAACUCACCCAGUAACUGUCCUGACUGCCUGGCCAGCCCCCUCGGCACCAAGGUCGCCAUGGUGGAGGAGGGGCAGACGGUGUACUUCUUCGUGGCGGCGACCGUAAAUGACAAUGUGGCUCAGAGGUACGGCAGGAAGUCGAUAUCAGUGCGGCGGCCGCUGGCGACGGAGGACGGAUUCUACACAGACGUGCGGGGCCUGACCGUGCUUCCGGGCCUGCGGGGGUCGUACCGCAUCAACUACAUCUACAGCUUCUUCACGCAGGAGUAUGUCUACUUCCUGUCCGUGCAGAGGGAGAGCCCGGGCCAGGAGGCCUCGCCCUUCCAGACGCGGCUGGGCCGCCUCCCGCGCAACGAGUGGGAGAUGCGGCGCUACCGUGAGGUGGUGCUGGAGUGCCGCUUUGAGCCUAAGCGCAGGAGGCGGAGGAGAGAGGCCUUCCGGGACGUGGUGUACAACGUGCUGCAGGCGGCGCACUUCGGGAGGGCCGGCAAGGAGCUGGCGGAGGAGCUGGGCGCUGAGGAGGAGGACGACAUACUGUACGGAGUUUUCGCCGUGACGGACGACUCCGGCGAGCCCGACCACGACUCUGCCCUCUGCGCCUUUCCCGUGGACAACGUCAACAAGGCCAUCGACGAGGGCGUGGACGCCUGCUGCACGUCCGGACCGGAGCAGCUCUCUCGUGGGCUCUGCCACUUUCAGCCCUGUGAGAGCUGUCCGCAUGAGAGCAUGGAGAACAAUGCCACUUGUAAGGACCAGCCCACGAUGGUGUCCAAGCCUUACUACAGGGUAGACCUCUUCAACAGGCAGAUGCGCAACGUCCUGCUGACCUCCCUGCUGGUCACCACCAUUGAGAACAAGACCGUUGCCCACAUCGGGACCUCCAACGGGCGCCUGUUACAGUUGGUCUUGAGAAGAUCCAGUCCUGUUAUCUUUGCUAAUUACUCCCUGGUGGAGAAUCAGAGAGUGUCCUCCAUCGCCGCCGUGUACUCACCCGAGUCUUUACUUUUUGUGGUUGGAAACAAGUUGAUCCGCGUGCCCCAGAAAGGACCGGGGUGUCGACACUUCCUCACUUGCUCCAUGUGCCUGAGGGCGCCCAGGUUCAUGGGGUGUGGGUGGUGUGGGGACGUCUGCUCCUGGGAGAGCCAGUGCAGUGGGCGCUGGAGGAACGAGUCCUGCCCGCCCACCAUCACUGAGUUCUUCCCAAAGAGAGCACCCCCUGAUGGUCACACAGAAUUGACCCUUUGUGGCUGGGAGUUCCAGUCACCCCUGCGGCCUGCCAUUAGCUCUAAAACUCAUGAGGUCAAUGUGGGGCAAACCACUUGUGCCGUAAUUCCAGACAAGAGCAACAGCACACACCUCGUGUGCAAGAUCAAUGCAGGCCCGAAGGAGCUGUCCCAGCCUCUCAACAUCACGGCAAAAGUACAUGAAGGGAGGGUGGAAGGCCGUUACUCCAUCGACGGGGAAGCUCGAAUUGAAGGAUUCACCUUUGUGGAACCUGACAUCAUGCAGAUAAAGCCAGACUACGGGCCUCAGGUCGGGGGUACCCUUGUGACCGUGACUGGGCACUUUCUAGAUUCAGGAAAGACCAGGGGAGUCACCCUGGGUGGGGCUACGUGUCCAAUCAAAAGUGUUUUCGUAUCUGAGGGGAACGUUUCCUCCAUUGUCUGCCUGACUCAGCGUGUGUCAGAGGUGAAGGAUGCCAUCUUGAAGGUGCACAUUGAUGAAUAUCCCCUCAACCUCAAGGUUUUCCAUUACAAAGAGACACCGCAGAUCACAGAGGUGGUUCCCAACUGCAGCUUUGACAGAGGCUCCAGAAUCAUCAUCAGAGGAAGGAACCUGGAUUCAGUCUACAGGACUAUCAUACGCUUCAAGCCCAAUGAGAGCUACCUGAAGCCUGUGUCUGGGGAGUGUAGCGGCAAGGCAGGUCCGACGGAGAUGGAGUGCAUGGCCCCUCCAUUCCACAGGGAUGAGUCUGAGGAAGGUGAGCUGUCCUUCGACAUGGACGGAGCAGUGGGGCUGUGGAAGAAGGAGUUCUCUUACCACCCGUCUGCCGAACCAAUCCCCUUUGAAAACGAGGGCCGCGUGCUUAGGCUGUACCCCGGUGAGGACGAAGUAUCCCUGCAUCACAAGAAACUGAACCUUGUCAGCUCCUGUAUGACCAUUACCAUGACGGUGGGAGGAGUCGACUGUGAUGCCAAAGUUCUGGACAAUGAAAUUACCUGCAGGAUCCCAAAAAACCUGACUGUCCCCAGUGAAGGGUUACCUGUCAAGAUCAUCAUCAACGGGGACGGGCAGGACGUGGGGCGUGUGGUGAUCAUCAAUAACCACUCCAUGGUGGGCAUCGUGCUGGGCAUCCUGGGGGCACUGGUGGCUGGGGCCGUGCUGGCCUUCGUGGUGAUGAACCACCUGAGGAAGAAGAAGAAGGCCACCUUGGCAGAGACCCGCUUGUCUCGUAUCUCGCACAGCCGGAACCGGACUGGCAGCCAUGCGGACCUGUCCCCUGAGGGCGACUACAGACGAGAGCUGCCUCUCAUCACUGCCUCCAGCUCAGGGGGGCUGGUGGCCUUCCCCGGCCUGGCCUAUGCUGGCAGCCUGGAUGGUACUCUCACUCCACUCAUGCCCCCUGAGAAGAUCUCCAUGUCCAGCUUCAGGCCUGAGCUCCUGGAGGAAGUGAAGGACGUCCUGAUCCCGGCUGAGAUGCUCAACGUGCAGCAUCACCAGAUCAUCGGGAAAGGUCACUUUGGUACAGUUUAUCACGGUUACCUCAGGGACCACAAUGACAGAGAAAUCCACUGUGCAGUGAAGUCCUUAAACAGGAUCACAGACGUGGAGGAGGUGGAACAAUUCCUGAAGGAAGGCAUCUUGAUGAAGGGCUUCCACCAUAGCAACGUGCUCUCCUUGCUGGGCAUACUGCUGCCCCAGGAGGGGCUCCCCCUGGUGGUGUUGCCCUAUAUGAAGCACGGAGACCUGCGUCACUUCAUCCGCUGUGAGAACAGGAACCCCACAGUGAAGGACCUGAUUGGCUUUGGGCUUCAGGUCGCCAAGGGGAUGGAGUACUUGGCGCAGAAGAAGUUUGUGCACAGAGACCUGGCAGCACGCAACUGCAUGCUUGACGAGUCGUACACGGUGAAAGUGGCCGACUUUGGUAUGGCACGGGACGUCUUCGACAAGGAGUACUAUAGCAUCCAGGACCACAGAAAGGCCAAGCUGCCAGUCAAAUGGAUGGCCAUUGAGAGCCUGCAGACACAAAAGUUCACCACCAAGUCAGACGUGUGGUCCUUUGGGGUCCUGAUGUGGGAGAUGCUGACCAGAGGAGCCAGUCCCUACCCUGAGGUCGACCCCUAUGACAUCACACAUUACCUAUUGAAGGGGCGGAGACUUCCGCAGCCACAGUACUGCCCUGACCCUCUAUAUGCCAUCAUGCUCCAGUGCUGGGACCCUGAGCCGGACCUGCGCCCUACGUUUGCCACCCUUGUCUCGGAGGUCCUAGAGAUCCUGUCUGGCCUGGAGGGGGAGCACUACAUUAGCCUCAAGGUCACAUAUGUCAACCUUGACCAGCCGCGUCCCUACCCACCACUCACAGAAUCUGCCGACGAGUACGAUUCCUCUGACCCCUCCGACCAUGGAGAAUAUGAUUCAGACGCUCCCUGAUGGGUCACAAGAUCAACACCCAGGGUCAGCUGGGGCGGUCAGCCUAAACCCUAUGCCACGACAGGCUAGCCGUUAAAGGUGCUGCAAAGCUACCCCACAUGCGAUGACCCACAGGAAGGUGGCUUCUAAACAGAAGAGGACAUCCACUAUGGCCACACUACCUGUAGUUUUAAUAGAGGAGCUUUCCCCAGGCAUGGGAAAGGAGAAAGGACUAUAUGUUAAUGGAUUCCUUGACAGGAGGCAAGACUCAAUUGGCAGGAGGGCCAAAGCACUAUUUUAGCUUGGUAUUGUCUGUAAUUUGUGUGUAAAUGGCUAGAUGUACUCUUGAGCACUGUAGGAAUGAGCUUUGAUUUAUGUGUUUUUUUUGUUUAAUUUAUAUUAUCAUUUAAAUGGUUGAGAGACUUCACAUCCACACUUCAAGUCUACAGAAGGUACAGCAAUCCAUUUUGUAAAUAUGAUCAAACAAAUGCUCUGACAUGUAUCUGGCUCAUUUUAAUUGUAUAUUUUGGAUCAGAAAUUUGUAAAAGGAAUGGACUUUUGUAUUUAAAAAAAACCUGAAAUUGUCUUUGUAGUCCCAAUAUUCUAUGUCUCUCAUUCUCAUACCAACAUUUAUUGAAUGUGUAGACAUAAUUUAUUUUAUUAAUAUUUUAAAAUGUAUUUCUUCUCGUAAGGUUGAGGGACACCUAAGUGUUAAUUUGUAUAUAUGUCACAAACCAACAGGAGGCAGAGUUUGACAAAUACAUGCUAGCUCUGCAAUCUCUAAAAUACUCAGUUCAUGUUUUACUCCAUAACAUUUUCAGUAUGACACAUAGCUAUAGGUUUUGUGUCAGGCUGCUAUUGCUGUGCUGUAUUUGAACAGGAAUGUAUCUCUAAUCAAGGCCCUUCAGUCCAAAACAGUGAAAACAGUUUAUGCCUCUUCAAUGGUUAGUCAGAGCUCAUACUUUAAAGGCCUUUUGGCUCAAUGGCAUUGCUGUAUAUUCUAGAUAGCCUUUACCUAUCCAACUAGAUUCAUACACAUACACACACAUACAAAUACGCACACAUACAUAGACACCUGCUGAGGGUUUGGGCUAGCUUACAGUGGGACUAUGUAAUCAAGUAAAUGCAAAGUGUUCCUGCUUUAUUUAUUUAUUUAAAACUUUGUGUCAAAUACGAUAAUUCAGUGCCUGGUUUUGUUGCAUUGAGUGGUACAUGUCUCUCUCCUUGUCUCCACCAGAGGUCAGUAUAUCUCAUGUUUUACUCAAUGCGUUGGACAUUCUAACACCCUGCUGUAAGAGAUUACAGAGCGAUACUGAACAAACAGCAGUUUCCUAAUAUAUUAAACACUGAACUGUGAAGUAAACCUCCAAAAUACAUAUUUCUCUCUAAUUAAAAAGAAAAAAAGCCCAGCAAUAUCAAAACACAAACUACUGGGAA
Molecule: messenger RNA, 5950 nt
Organism: Megalops cyprinoides (Indo-Pacific tarpon)
Lineage: Eukaryota; Metazoa; Chordata; Actinopteri; Elopiformes; Megalopidae
Gene: mst1rb
Product: macrophage stimulating 1 receptor b
Exons: 21
Coding region: 410-4534 (1374 amino acids)
Biological process (GO): cell migration; protein phosphorylation; multicellular organism development
Cellular component (GO): signaling receptor complex; membrane
Molecular function (GO): ATP binding; protein binding; transmembrane receptor protein tyrosine kinase activity
Source: RefSeq, a predicted model, not a curated record